Molecule: messenger RNA, 2468 nt
Organism: Labeo rohita (rohu)
Lineage: Eukaryota; Metazoa; Chordata; Actinopteri; Cypriniformes; Cyprinidae
Product: adhesion G-protein coupled receptor G2-like
Exons: 14
Coding region: 27-1922 (631 amino acids)
Biological process (GO): adenylate cyclase-activating G protein-coupled receptor signaling pathway; cell surface receptor signaling pathway
Cellular component (GO): membrane
Molecular function (GO): G protein-coupled receptor activity
Source: RefSeq, a predicted model, not a curated record
ACCACUUCGACCUGCUAGAAAAUCAGAUGUCCCAGAGAGCUAAAGAUAUGACACUUCUACUACUUCUGAUCAUGAUGUAUGGCCCGAAUGGUGGAAAACUACAAAAAACUCAAAGAGGUCAAGCAACAUUAGCUCUGACAAAUGACACAAUAGAGACGAGAAUCUCAUUUGGAACUGAACACAAUGUUACUAUUUUGGACACUGCAGGACAGUUAGUUUGUAAUUCAAACAAAAAAUCAUGUUAUAUUGAGUGCUCCAGUCACAAUUUAUUUGAAAACGUAAGCUUCACAGUACUGGAAAAAUUGGAACUGACAAUAAUAAAUGUGGAAAACACAACAAUUGACUUCAACAUAAUAGUAAAUCAAACAUCAUGCAGCUGUACUGUGGUAGACUGUUUGCCUGAUGAAAUAAGUAAGCUCCUGACAAGGAAAGAGAGACAAAUGAAUAUCCCAAAAGACAUGAGAAAUAUUCUCAAUAUUAAACAAAUGUGCAAAGAAGUGAUCUUUCAUGAAGCUGUUCUGGACACCUACAUUAGAGUGGAGAAGAAAGCCAUCAACAGCAUUGUAAAUAUGACUAUUCCUGAGCAAUCCAAGAACUACUAUGAAGAGGAUAUUUCCAUGACUGUGGUUAAGAUUUAUUUAAACACAACAAAUGGUUUUGUACCAAUCGCCGCUCCAAGCGUAUUAAAUUAUGAUAAAGUAGCUGACACAUUCAUCCCAGUUGAGCCUUUCAAAAAUGAGACCCAGAACAAAAUCGGCGUAGUUACCUACAAUGCUGAUGAGCACUUUAAGACUAAAGUAAGAAAUAAAUUUUUUACCUCCAAAGUCAUACGGAUUGAGGUCCCUGACCGUGACAUUGCAAAUUUAAAGAAACCACUUAAAAUGAACUUCAAAAUUAAUUCCACAAAGGACCCAUCUGCAAGUACCUACACUGUGUCCUGCCAGUUCUAUGAUGAAAAAGGAGACAAAACCUGGAAAACGGAUGGCUGUGAAACCGCUAUGAUCAGUGAUGAUGUUGUGGAGUGUUCCUGUGAUCAUAUGACCCCUUUUGCUGUGCUUCUGGUUGACUUGAAGAUAUCCAAAAACCAAUGGGAAAUCUUGUCGUAUAUAAGCUAUACAGGUUGCAGUCUGUCUGCGUUCUUUUCUGCCUCCACUGUCCUGAUGUUCAUUUUCAACGGCAAUGCAAGGGCAGAAGUGUCCAGCAGCAUUCACGUGUCUCUGAGUGGUGCUCUGUUUCUCCUCAACAUGAGCUUCAUGUUCAGCGAGUGGGCCGCCACGUGGACAGUGAAAGAAGUGUGUGUGUUUAUUGCUGCGACUAUACACUACAGCCUGCUGUGUUCUUUCACCUGGAUGGCUAUUGAAGCCUUGCACCUUUACCUUCUUCUCAUCAGAGUCUUCAACAUUUACAUCAAACACUACAUGGUCAAGUUGUCCCUGAUUGGAUGGGGAGUCCCUGCUGUUAUUGUUGGAUGCUUGCUGUCAGUUAAUAACAUUUAUGGCAUCAGCAAUAGUAUAUUAUCUGAUACUAACACAACAAAUCAAAUUUGCUGGAUCAAAGAGCCUCGCGUCCUGUAUGGCGUGAGCGUUUCCUACUUCAGCAUCGUAUUCCUGUUCAACUUAGGAAUCCUAAUCACAGUGUCCAGACAAAUAUUUAAGCUACGAAAAAUGGGCAACAGGCACAACAAGAUGCCAGUUUGUAAGGAUUUAGGCACAGUGCUGAGCCUCAUGUGUCUGCUGGGUACAACAUGGGGUUUGGCCUUCUUCAGCUCUGGAUAUACCAACUACCCGAUACUCUACCUAUUCUGCAUCUUAAACACAAUGCAAGGGUUUUACAUCUUUGUGUGGAUGUGUGCUGUAGCGAGGAAAAACAGUACGCAAACACCUCAUUCCAAGUCUACAUCCACUCUGGACACCUCCAAAUAAGAUCCUCUCAUGCAGUUUUCUUACUAAAACCUCUGACAUGGUUUUACAAGAACACAACCCUUACGAAAAAGAAGUUUAUUCAAGUGUGCUAUUAGUAUACUUCUUUUAAACUAAAAAAAAAGAAGGUAUACUUUCAUUUAAGUAUACUUAGAAAAAGUCUAAAUAUAUUUUUGUACUCAGAGAAUCCAUGUUUUCAUUGUUAUAUGGAAGGGGGCGCUAUUACACAUCUUCUGUACAGAAUUUUCAAAACACAAACAAAGAAGAAACCAAAACAACCCAUGUUUCCACAUAUUUUUAACAUGACCAUCAGUCAUUCAUAGUCUUUCUUCAGAUUUUUGUUCAAAAUGUUGUUUAUUUAUUUCUUUUUUCAUUAUUACUUAUGAAAUUACCCACAUUCAAGUGUUUAUAAAAAUAUAAAAUGUUUUUGUUUACAAGCAGUCCUUUCUUUUGAUGUUUUGUAUGUUCAGAUAUUCAUAUAACAAAAUAUUCAAAAUAAUACGUAAAUAGGGACAUGGUAGUAUACUUAAAGUUUAAAGGAGAAGUCCA